GCACUGCCUGCGCUCUUUCGCCAGCUCCAUUCCCAGCACACUCGCUCAGAUGGCACCCUCUGCCGAAUCGUCGGCCUCGGGCGCGGCCGCGGCUUCGGCCAGUGCGCCGGCGUACAAGCGGCGGCGCGUCGUUGAGGAGGAGCCGGACCUCAUGUCGUACGAAGACGACGACGACACGUACGAGGCCUACAUUCCCGCCUCGAAGCGCAAGCAGAUGGAGCUGCAGCGCAUCGCAGGGCGCGGCCGUGUCGCAGUGGCGGCGCCGGGCGCUGGCACGGCCGUCGAGACGGGCGCCGACAAGGGCGGCGACGACGACGACAUGGGCGUGCGGCAGAGCAAGACGGCACUGCUGCACGCCGCGCGCGAGCUCAAGGCGCUGCAGGCCAAGGAGCAGAAGAGCGAGGCGGAGAAGGCUGCAGAGGAGGAGCGCAAGAUCCUCGACGCCCACGCCGCGCGCCGCAAGCUUGCCAGCGACAUGGAGCUGGCAAAGGGCAUCUCCUACGAGGAGCCGCUGAAGACGAGCUGGCGCGCACCGGCGUUCGUGCGGCGGCGGACAGAGCAGGAGAAUGAGGAGCUGCGCGACAAGCACCAUGUGCUGGCGGAAGGCAAGGACAUCCCGCCGCUGAUCACCAACUUUAGAGACAUGAAGCUCCCUCCGCCGCUUCUGGCGCACCUCGAGUCGAAGGGCAUCAAGCGGCCGACGCCGAUUCAGAUGCAGGGCCUGCCGACUGCCUUCAGCGGACGCGACAUGAUCGGCAUCGCCUUCACCGGCUCGGGCAAGACGCUGGCGUUCAGCCUGCCGAUUGUCAUGUUCGCGCUCGAGGAGCAGCGCAAGCUGCCAUACGUGCGCGGCGAGGGCCCGACUGGCAUGAUCGUCUGCCCAUCGCGUGAGCUUGCCCGACAGACGUACGAGGGCAUCAAGGUGAUGGCCGACGUGCUGGCGCAGGCAGGCUAUCCCGAGAUCGGCGUGCUGCUCUGCAUCGGCGGCAUCAGCAUGGCCGAGCAGUCGCACGUCAUGGGCAAGGGCUUCCACAUUGUCGUCGCCACGCCGGGCCGCCUGCAGGACAUGCUGGAGAAGAAGAAGUUCACGCUCGAGGCGUGCAAGUACCUGUGCCUCGACGAGGCGGACCGCAUGAUCGACAUGGGCUUCGAGGACGACGUGCGCAACAUCAUGAGCUUCUUCAAGCAACAACGGCAAACGCUGCUCUUCUCGGCCACGAUGCCCAAGAAGAUUCAAGACUUUGCAGAGCAGUCGCUCAUCCAGCCCGUCGUCAUCAACGUUGGCCGUGCGGGUGCAGCGAACCUGGACAUCAUCCAGGAGGUCGAGUACGUAAAGCAAGAGGCCAAGAUGGUGUAUCUGCUCGAGUGCCUGCAGAAGACGGCGCCGCCCGUCGUCGUGUUCAGCGACAACAAGAACGAGGUCGACGACAUCCAGGAAUACCUGCUGCUCAAGGGCGUCGAGGCCGUCGCCAUCCACGGCUCAAAGACGCAGGACGAGCGCGAGUACGCCAUCAAGAGCUUCAAGAGCGGCAAGAAGGACGUCAUGGUCGCCUCGGGCGUCGCCUCGAAGGGUCUUGACUUCAACGAGAUCCAGCACGUGGUCAACUACACGAUGCCCAAGGAGAUCGAGGACUACGUCCAUCAGAUCGGUCGUACCGGCCGCAGCGGCAACACUGGUAUCGCCACGACGUUUGUCAACAUGAACACGGCCGAGCAGACGCUGCUCGACCUGAAGUAUCUCCUGAUGGAGGCCAAGCAAAGAAUCCCGCCCUUCCUCGCAGCGCUCGACGAUCCUCGCGCCGGGCAGGGUGCCUCGCUCACUGGCUGUGCGGUCUGCGGUGGUCUCGGUCACAGCGUCAAAGACUGCCCCAAGCUCGAGGACAACCAGCGCCGGCAGACGGCCGGCUUCUCGCGCGGCGAUGGCGGCGGCGGAGGCUACUGA
Molecule: messenger RNA, 1942 nt
Organism: Tilletiopsis washingtonensis
Lineage: Eukaryota; Fungi; Basidiomycota; Exobasidiomycetes; Entylomatales
Product: DEAD-domain-containing protein
Exons: 8
Coding region: 50-1942 (630 amino acids)
Biological process (GO): mRNA splicing, via spliceosome
Cellular component (GO): spliceosomal complex
Molecular function (GO): zinc ion binding; RNA binding; RNA helicase activity
Source: RefSeq, a predicted model, not a curated record